This is a messenger RNA of Iphiclides podalirius (scarce swallowtail), 3219 nucleotides long. The record is from the annotation of a GenBank genome assembly. Lineage: Eukaryota; Metazoa; Arthropoda; Insecta; Lepidoptera; Papilionidae.
AUGUUUUGUUGGGGUAACGCAACUCAUCAUGAAUUAUGUAUCAAUGGACCUGGUGCAAAAGAUCUGGUUAUAAAACCAACAUUAUCAAAUUGGAAAGAAAGUAAUCACCUACAACUUGUAGCUGCUGGUGAAUUCCAUACUUUAUAUCUCACUAAUCAAGGACACUUGUAUUCAUGUGGAAAUAAUGAUGUUGGACAAUUAGGACGACAAACGGAAAGCACCGAUGGAGAAUCACCAGAUCUCGUGGAAACAUUCAAAGGUUGUACUGUAUCUACAGUAGCAUGUGGCAUUCAACAUUCAAUGGCUCUUGAUGAGUGGGGACAACCAUUUAGUUGGGGUUCUGAUAGUAUGGGACAACUGGGCAGCAACCUUGGUGCUCAUGCUCAAGAUAAACCAAAAAUUAUAAAGUUCUUAGCCACCAAAAAUGUUAUACAGAUUGCAUGUGGAUCAUAUCAUUCAAUUGCACUAACAAACAAUGGUGAUCUGUAUUCAUGGGGUGCAAAUAGUUAUGGGCAGUGUGGCUUGGGAAAUAUGACAAAUAAGGAAACUACACCACAACAGAUAACAUCAUUGCUUGGUGUUCCGAUUACAUUAGUGGUUUGUGGUAGCAACCAUACAUUUGUAUUAUCAAAAUCAGGUGCAGUAUUUGGUUGGGGUAAAAAUAACAAUGGCCAGUUAGGCUUGCAGGAUAGGGAGAGCAGAUGCUAUCCCACUCAUUUGAAAACAUUGAGAAAUGUCAAGGUAUGCCAUAUAUCUUGUGGUGAAGAUUUCACUGCAUUUCUGACACUAGAUGGUGGUGUUUUUACAUGUGGUUCUGGGGAAUAUGGCCAAACUGGGCAUGGGACAACCAAGGAUGAACUGGUUCCUAAGAAGGUUAUGGAGUUGAUGGGCAGCACGGUCACACAAGUCGCUUGUGGGCGCCGCCACGUAUUGUGCCGCGUCGGGGAUCGAAUCCUGGCUUGCGGCUAUGGUGCCAGGGGCCAGCUGGGCUGCCCCCACAUGGCCUUCGCCUUGGUGCCUACACCCGUCCUUUUCACUCCCAACGAGGAUUCGCCGACCGAAAAUGCGGUACAAAGUAAGCCCAAGAAGAAACCAAAGAUCGAGAGGGCUAGGAGUUCUCCUAAACAAGGCGCCGCGCGGUCCCCUAAAUUUGACUUCAAUCCGGAGGUGCUCGGCGGCGCUAUAAGGGUGUUCGCCGGCGGGGACCACAGCUUCCUCGUCAUCAGCAGCGACAGGGGCGCACUCGUCGACCUACGGAUGCCCGACCCCAGGAGGCAGAUAUUGACGCUGAGCCUGCCCCGCCUCGCCGCCUGCGAGAUGUUCAAGGACGACGAGGCGGUCAACCAAGAUCUCAUGGCUUACUUGGAGACCGUGUUCGGUUCGCUCGCUUGCCUGAACGGCUCCUUCUUGGCAGCGGAGAGCGGCCACUUCGGUUGCAACACCAAGGUGCCUGGCGUCGACCUGAAGAGGGCCGAAGAGGCUUUCGCCCUUAUCAGCCGAUUUGAGAACUCCUCCAUAAAGGAUCUCAUAUUCGGCCACCUAACGGAGAACAUAAUAAAGAAGAUGAAAGCGUCCCCGCCAGACGCCGAGGUGCUCCGGGUGUUCUUAGUGUUGCCCUUGUAUCACGAAAUGAGAAAUCCACGUAGACACCCCGAAUUACAGGGUCCGUUCGCGGAGGCUUUCAACAAAUUGGCGAUGUAUCCCCAGAAGAUUGUACAGAUGUGGUGGGAAGCUCAGACCACGGACUAUUUCGAGAUGCUGGUCGAUAUAUUUAAGAGCGUCAUAGUUUACGAACUAAUGCAGCCGGUCGUUCAAGCCAACAAAAAAAUAUCUUUCACGCACAGCAUUGUGCAGAUUUUGAACACGUUGUCGUUUUUAAAUAAGAUAAAUUUCGCAAACCCAAAGAAACCAAAAAUACCAGCGGAAUGUUUUUACAUAGAAGACCUCUGCAGCUAUGUGGAUAUUGCGACCGACUACAUACACUGGCUUGCCGAUCAAGAUUCGUCGCAGCCGCACAUGUGCAACUACGCGUUCCUGUUCGACGUGCAGUGCAAGUCGCUGCUGCUGAAGAUCGACCAGCAGCUGCAGAUGCAGAUGGCGAUCAGCCGCGCGGCCACGCAGAUAUUCACGCGGCUGUUCAUCGACCCCACGUACGAGUACCAGCGCGACCAGUUCCUCAACGUUACCGUGUCGCGGAGCCACAUCGUGAGGGACACCAUGAUGCAGAUCAGCAGCCACGACACGUCGCAGCUCAAGAAGCCGCUUAGAGUAGAAUUCGUGGGCGAGGAGGCGGAGGACGCCGGCGGCGUGAAGAAGGAGUUCUUCAUGUUGCUGCUGAAGGAGAUUUUCGAUCCCGUCUACGGGAUGUUCAAACAGUCCGAGGAGACCAACAUGAUCUGGUUCUCAAACAACCCCUUUGAGGACGACGUCAUGUAUUAUCUGAUUGGUGCGAUCUACGGCCUGGCUAUAUACAAUUCGAUCAUCAUUUACGUCCCCUUUCCUCUGGUGUUGUAUAAGAAACUGUUAGGAGAGUCCGUCAUGUUGGAUGAUCUUUCAGACUUAUACCCCACAUUGGCUAAUAGCUUGAAAAGUCUACUAGAAUACCCCGAUGAGGAUGUUGAAGAGGUGUUCAGCCUGUGCUUCGCCGUGAACACGAUCGUGUUCGACGAGAUCCAGGUGCACACGCUGAAGGAGAACGGCGAGAACAUCCCGGUCACGCACGAGAACAAGGACGAGUACGUCGAGCUGUACGUGGACUUCCUGCUCAACAAGUCCGUGCAGAACCAGUUCAAGGCGUUCAACCAGGGCUUCCAGAAGGUGUGCGGCGGACGAAUAAUCAAGCUGUUCAGGUCGCACGAGCUGAUGUCCGUGGUGAUUGGCAAUGAGGAGUACGACUGGGAGGUGUUCGAGAGCAACUGCGAGUACAAAAACGGCUACUCGGCUACCGAUCAACAGACCAGAUGGUUCUGGGAAGUUUUUCAUGAGUUGUCACUCGAGGACAAGAAAAAGUUCUUGCUUUUCUUAACCGGCAGUGACCGCGUUCCUAUACAGGGUAUGAAGGACAUCAAAAUCAGAAUACAGCCGAUGGCGGACGACAGGUUCUACCCGGUGGCGCACACGUGCUUCAACCUCUUGGACCUGCCGCGCUAUAAGACCAAAGAGCGCUUAAAGUACUACCUCAUGCAGGCGAUACAGCAGACCCAAGGGUUCUCGCUCGUC